CCUACCAGACGUUUAGAGGAGAUGAAUGUUAGAGCAGGUGGACAGCUUUGCCUCGGAUUCCUAGCAGCCGUGUCAGCUCACGCAGCUAGAGUGGUUGGCCCACAUCCAGUGUCAACGCGGUGAACGCUACGCGGAAACAUUAUUCGACAGCUCACAACCUUUUUGCAACAAUAAUUGUUAACCAGCCUGCUGAGUGUGCACAUUAGCCCAUACACGGCACCUCUAGACGUAUGCUUCUUCCUCAAACUCAUACCUCCAGUACUAUAGCGCCUUUGGCAUCGCUUGACCACCGUGCCGACGAUGGAGGUGGCGGUGGUGGCGAGCGCGGUGACCGGAGCAAUAAGGACGCUCUUGCCCAAGCUCACUGCCUUGCUACACAAGAAGUACAAACUGUCUGGUGGAGUGAGGAAGAAGAUCACUUCCUUGAGGCAUGAGAUGAGCAGCAUGAGUGCUUUGCUCGUGACGCUAGCUGGGCUGGAGGAGCUAACUCCCCGAGACAAAGACUGGCGUGACAAGGUGCGCGAGCUGUCCUAUGAUAUAGAAGACUGCAUCGACAUCUUCACGCAUGAGCUUGAUAGGCAUGAAGCCAAGGGUGGACUGAGGCGCAGGCUUAAGAAGAUCAAGGCGCGGUACAAGAUUGGCCACCGUAUUGAAGAGUUGAGGGCUCAGGUUGUCGAAUUAAGCAAUCGUCACAACAGAUACAAGCCCGAUGAGUGCAUUGGUUCUCCUAGCUCUAGGGCCCUUGUGGAGGUUGACCCUCGUCUACAGGCACUCUAUGUAGAUCCUGAUAGCCUUGUUGGCAUUGAUGCCCAAAAGGCGAAGCUCAUCGAGUUGCUGAGGAUGGAUGUUGGUGAUACACAACGACUUAAACUAGUAGCCAUUGCUGGAUUUGGAGGUAUGGGCAAGACAACUCUUGCGAACCAAGUUUAUACCAAGAUGAAAGGCCAGUUUGAUUGCACGGCCUUUGUAUCGGUGUCUCGGAUUCCAAAUAUAGCCAAGAUUUUGUCAGAUAUAUAUUCGGCAACGACGGACCCAAACACCAAUUGUAAUGAUGAGCGGCUAAUCAUUGACCGGCUCAGGAAUAGUCUAGAAGACAAAAGAUACCUUAUUGUGAUUGAUGAUAUAUGGACAAUGGAAGCAUGGAAUGCUAUUAAAGGUUGCUUCUUGGAGAACAGUCUUGGCAGUAGAGUUAUAACAACUACACGAUUUGAAGAUAUAGCUCAAGCAUGUUGUUCUUCUCUCCAUGGCCUUGUCUACAGAAUCAAACCUCUUAAUUGUAUUGACUCCAGAAGAUUAUUUGACAGAAGGAUUUUUCCUCUUAAUUGUCCUGAGCAACUGAAGACUGUACGUGGUGGAAUUUUGAAGAAAUGUGAAGGAGUGCCAUUAGUCAUAAUUAGCGUAGCCAGCAUACUGGCUUGUCAUGAAGAGGUAAAUUCAACAGAAAUCUGGGAGAAGAUACAUAAUCAUUUUGUUAUCUAUUUGGAAGGACAUCGUGCGUUAGGGUGGAUAAGGCAUGUGCUUAAUCUUGGCUAUAAUGAUUUAUGCCUGGACCUUAAGACAUGUAUGCUAUAUUUUAGUAUAUUUGCAGAAGACUCUGAAAUAAUGAAGGAUGAUUUGGUGAAAAGAUGGAUUGCCGAGGGUUUUGUUACUGAAAAGCAUGGUCGUAGCCCACAUGAUAUUGCAGAAAGUUACUUCAGUGAGCUGAUUAAUAGAAACAUGAUCCAAAUAGCUAAUAUUGAUGACUGCGGGCAUGUGUUGUCUUGUCGAGUCCAUGAUAUCAUGCUUGAUUUUAUCAUACUGAAGUCCACAGAAGAAAACUUUGUCACUAUAAUGAAUGAUCUGCAUUGCACGAAAGGCUGUCUGGAUGUUCGCCGGUUAUCCCUCCAAAAAAUAAAAAAUUCUCGAUGCAAUGACCUGGUGGAAAACAUAGCUCUCACCCAAGCUAGGUCAUUUAACUUCUGGGGUCCUGCUCAAAGCAUUCCUUCUGUUUCAAAGUUCCAACUUCUCCGAGUUCUACAUAUUGUUGUUUCUGGUGACAGGGAUGAGAACUAUGAUCUGUCUUGCAUUUGUAACCUGUUCCAACUGAAAUAUCUGAGGAUUGUAGGCAUUUGGUGCACGGGAUUUCUCAAACAAUUGCGUAAAUUGCAACAUCUGCAGACACUGGAGAUCGCACACAGAAGAAGUGAAGAUGUUUACCUAGACAUUGGUGAGUUACCCUUGACGCUGUUGCAUCUGAUUGUCUUUGCAAAGCUACUUGGUGACAUAGGAAGGAUGAGAUCCCUCAUUUGUUUAGCUACCUUAGCAAUAGGUGAUAUCAAACAUAUGGAGGGAAUGAAGGGGCUCGGUAAUCUGGCCGACCUAAGGGAGCUAAGGCUAUAUGUGAGCGCAUCUGUUUGGAACACAGGUGGACGUCAACUGUCCUUUAGGGAAUCCCUUGCCAAACCCGAACACCACUAUGUUCCUCAUCUACGUGGAGUUGCCAUUUGUGAUUCUCUACUAUCCUCCUUCAGCAGACUCGGCAGCCUUGAAUCCCUAAUCAUCAAUGGAGGGCUCCCUGUUGAUGUGUUGAUUUGCUGGUCUCCACCUCCACGCCGACUCCGUAGAUUACAUGUGCAGGACUGCCCCUUUUCAGUGGUCCCAUAUUGGAUCACCCAAUUCGCCAUCCUCAGAAGUCUGGAAAUUGAAAUUCUUUCCAUGACAAGGGAGGGUAUCCAUAUUCUUUCCCAGCUGGUCUCGCUGGUGAACCUCCGACUAUUUGUUAGGAAGUCUCUUCCCGCAGAGGGCGUUGUCAUCCCUGGUGCAGCAUUUCCGAAUCUUAAGGGCUUCUUCUUCAGAUGUAAAGUGCCCUGUCUCAAGUUCAGGGCAGGGGCCACACCCAGGCUUCAAAAUCUCACUGUGGAGUGUCACACAAGAGCAGUGCAGCGGGCUGAUACUGUACUUGAAGGCAUCGAGCAUCUAGGGAGCCUCAUGACAUGCAAGGUGAACAUCUACCACCAUGACUUCUUCAUGGCCACGCAGACUGGCGGCGGUGAUGGACCAAGGCCACCUAGCAUUUGGCAAGCUCUUGAGGAUGAGGUCUUGAAGGCGAUAAACAAGAAUUUGGGGUAUCCUGAACCUGAAGUUCUUGUUCAAUGUUUAUAACAUGCACGAUCAAAAUGAUUAAGCAGGGAAAUUACCAUCUUCACAAAGAACAUUUUGUUUACAUGUCAUGUGGAGUGCGUCUGUUCGAAAUUUGAUGAUGCAGAGUCCCAAUUUAAGAUGGCACCAAAGAAAUGCAGGACUGAUGGAGAGACCUGCUAACCCCGAACACCGGGUGUUGAUGCGCUGAACAAGAUAUCCCCUGCUACCUCUUCCCAUGAAUACAUUGUUCUAUGCCUGUUAAUGGCCAUUGAUGUGGUGGAGCGAACCCUCAAUGUGUUUUUCUGUUUUCUUUCGUUUUAAAGUAUUUCUGCCCUUGUGAAUGUUACAAUGGUCGUCACACUGAGAUACUGGACCCGGGCAGGUUUCUACUUGUUGCUCGAAUAAAAAGUGUACUGUGGAGUGUCUGCCAGUAAUCCAUUUUUAGUAAUUCGUGGUGCGCAAAUUGUGCUAAUGUGCAGUGGAAUGCCUCACCUUGGUUGCUCUCCAGUGUAUGAUCUUGUUCUUCUCAAGUGUAUCCCUUUCAGUCGUCUAUAGGUCUUUGUUGUUGUUUGGCAAUGUAGAUAUGAAUGGUUCCAUCUUAAAGACUAAAACUCAGCCAAAAGAUGAGUUGGUCAUCUCAAAAUGCUCUCACCAUUACAAUGAUCCUCCAUGUCUUAUGUUUGUCAGCAGUUGAAACUCAAGAGCAACGUUGAUCUACUAAUUUCUGCUAUUGUUUCAGAAGCAAGUCAUCCGUUCAAUUUCGUCAAAAGAAGUCCCUCGGAAAAAGUGAUCACGGCCUCAACCUUAUGUUUUGGACUACUAAGAAGGUCAUACACAUCAAUACUGUACACGACUAACAAAGCUAGGAUAUGUCAAUUCACUCUGCAUCAGUUCUAGCUACUAACAGAUGAUGAAUGAAUAUUCAGAAUAACUAGUCACCUCCACGAAGGCCAACUCUGCCUCCCGGGUUGCUCCUACAGGCGACUCCGGAGGCCUCCCCUGCCGCCACAACACAGGCCACCACAGCCGGCCAUCUCCUCCGCCGCCGCCGAAGGAGCCGUCGGUGCUGACGGCGGCGGCGGGAUCCACCUGUUCGGCUCUCAUCUUCCUUCAUCUCCAAGGUUGGUCAACCUUCAUCUACCCUCAGAUCCGAUCCACGAUCUGGAGGAUCCUGUUCGUGGAUGCUAGGGCAACCCCGGGCGGUGGCGGCCUCGUCUGGAUCCAGCCGGCUCCGCUGCAUCUGGGCCAUGGCCGGCAAUGCGAGGCGCGCCGACGGCUGGCGGGAAUCCUGCUGGACGGCGGCCUGGCCUUCUCUCGCCGGCGCACGCGGCUCAGGCGAGGGCCCGUCCGGCGGUGGGCUGGGUCGAGGUGGACCUCCCUUCCAUGGUGUCGCUUGCCCCAAUCUGGUUCUGCCGGAUCUUGGCCCUAACAAUCUUCUUCUGCCAAGUCAUCGCUCUAUCGGAUAUUGAUCUCUUGGAUCUGGCUGCUCACGAGUUCCGGUCAUCCCUGUCGAAGAUCCAUAUGGAUUGGCGUAUGUCGCCCCUGGAUAUCUAGAUCGGAAAGGUUCCGGUCGCGCGCGUUCAUAUUAUCAGCCAACAAGGCCUUACGAGGACAGGCGCGAAGCUUCGCUUUCUUAUCCAUGCCACGGGACAUGUCUAAGUCAAGAUUUUCAAGGCAUUGAUAGAGGUGGGGAAAGUCAUGGUGGCUGCGAUUGGAGGUCUUAACCUUCGGUGAAAGGGUGUAUUGGAUGCGAUGAAUAUUGUGUGCCAGGUGUAUGGUGACUUGUAACAGCGGCCUCGGCAAGCAGGGGCGGCAGCACUGGAGGACUGCAUUUUUGUGGUGCUCCUCGAGUACCGAGUCUUGAUCCCCGGGGUGAAAACCCAAGGUCUGGCCUUUAUUCGUUGUACCUGGUAAUGGCCUUGUUGAAGGCAUUGUUUUGGGUGAACUCGGACUUUCUCUGGGUGAAAACCCGAGAUCUUUGAUCGGGCAACAACAACGCUUGUGCAUUGUUUCCUUCUUGGAGGCGUUGCUUUUGAAGAACCUCUUUUGUAUUUCAGGUGUUGUCUUUGAUGGUGGUUAGAGUGCUGCUGCUGCUAGUAUUGUUCA
Molecule: messenger RNA, 5226 nt
Organism: Aegilops tauschii subsp. strangulata
Lineage: Eukaryota; Viridiplantae; Streptophyta; Magnoliopsida; Poales; Poaceae
Product: disease resistance protein RGA5
Biological process (GO): defense response to other organism
Molecular function (GO): ADP binding
Source: RefSeq, a predicted model, not a curated record